AUUAUCAGGACUUUUGAUCACCUGUGAGCGUUUUGACUGAAACUUGUUUUAGUAUUUUGUCACAAUUAUUAGUAAACGCGGUAUUACAGACUAUGGAAGGACAAAUUAAAACAUAUACAUUUAACAUGGAAAUGAGUUGUGAGGGCUGUGCUAAGGCUGCGAAGAGAGUUUUAAUGACUCUUGGAGAUGCAAUUAAGGAAAUCGAGACGAAUGUUGAGAACAAUACAGUCACCGUUCAAACCACAUUACCUGUUGAUGAUGUUUUGCACAAGCUCGAAGAAACGCAGAAGAAGGUUGUUUUGGUCACCUCCUAAUAAUAUACAAACUAAAUAUUCCAGAAAUACUUGUUACUAUUAAUCAAACAUGUGGGUAGUUGUUAAUAGACAUGGUAUACUAUCUCUAUAACCAACCUUAUAAGGUUGGUUUAGUAAUUUGUUAGUACGAACUUUAAGAUCGUGUGGUAUUUCUAAAUAUGAGGUGGUCCACUGCUGGUGCUACAUAUUUUUGUUUAGACAUUUAUAGUAAUUUGUACUCACUAGUCGACCGGAUCCGGUCGAUUUAUUUAGAUAUAAAGUUUGUAAGGUAUGGGAGAGCUGAACAACCAUCUAACUCCAUUUGUGCCGUAUUUUGUCAACAAAACACAAGUGCAAAUAGAUCAACCAGUUUAUACUAGCUAGUCAUAAAACACUGGAUAGAUAACUUACUAACCAACCAUCAGGCAUAAAACAGUUCAAGUUAGAAUGUUCAGGUCUUUAAAUCAUUCUUAGUAAACUAUUCAUAGACACCAGACUUGUUUAGAAAAGUGGUUCCUUACUUUUCAGGUUCCUUAAAAAAUAUCAAGUACUACAGUAAUAUAACUAAUUGUUAGGUGUAUAAUAUUUGGUCACAAGCGGCGUUCAAAUAUUGCCCACCAAGAACGAAACUACAGAGUGAACAACAAUGAUGUUAAGGAAAGAGUUAUACAUACAGAUUGUAUUUAGGCCAGAUGAAUUUCCAAACAUCAACAGGUUGUUGGGCCAUGUACGAACCUAUCCAGCCACCGCCUCUAUGUUGACGGAUAUAUAAAUAGAAUGAAAGAAUAUUAUUGGGUGUCAGGUCAAGAUAUAUCAUCAGUACCUGAAACUAUAGGCUUUUUGGUUUAGCCGUAUUGAGAUUCCUGAUUGGGGGUUGUAGGUGACAAAAUAUUAUUCACUCGCAGUGGUACAUGUACCUAAAUUCUUUAAUGCGCCUUUCAAUCUUAAGCCUUAUCGUUUUAUUCACGCUUUUAAAACAAUAUUUCCCGUCUAGUUCCCCAUCAAUCGUUAGGUUCUACCCUAGGCUUUUCCAAAACCAUAUUUAAUUUUGAGGUUGUAAAUCAAACCACCCAGCUCAGAGGACGAAACUCUAACUAAAUUUUAUUUCUUUGUGGCGGUGGGUAGUGCGAAAGCUUAUCUUAUAAUAGUCUAUGACUAAUGCACAUCUAUACACUAUCUCAAUUCCAGUUAAUGGACCAGUCUUCACCUAUAGAGUUCCAUUGUUGGAUAGUUGAUCUCGAAAUUUCAUUUUUCUUUUAAACACUCGUGGCAUUAUAAAGAUAGUAAGGCUUAUUCAAAAUGAGUUUUGAGUAUGAAGGAAUUGGUUGUUAGAAAUUAGUCAUAAGUAAAGAAUCUAAUUAAGAUAUACAGUCUUUAAUCUUAUUCGGGCAAAAAAAGUUGGAGCGUCAGACGAUAACAAAUUUGAGGAGGCUCUACUACUUAUUUUACGAUACUAAACUAACGGGUUUUUAUUUUCUGAAAAUGACACAAUAUUUUGAGCCGAUAUGCUGAAAUACCAUUAUUAUUCAAUUGUGAGAUCUGAGAUCAAAAGCUAAAAUAUAGAUCGGUGAUUGAUAAGCGCCACACAAUUUCCUAGUAAUGGAUCAAUGCAUUCAUAUAUAUAUAUAUACGUUGCCUACAUCUUCCAUAAAUUUUUAACGAUCUGAAAGCAAAACAGAUACGUUGCAGAAAUAACUAUAUUCAACAACAAAUAAAAGGUAUAAACAAAAUUUUAGUCAAUCUUGACAAAAAAGUAAAGCAUAGUUAUUUUCAUAGCAUACGAAGUUAACCAAACAGAUUUUGGUGAGUUUAGAAAAGUUCCAUGAGUGUAAAAAUGUCCAACAAGAGAUUCUUUCGAUUGAGUGUAUAUGAAAAGAAAUAGUAAGCACAUUUUAUCAUUCAUUUUUCGUUUUCUUAAUUGAUUCUGAUCUUUUGUCAUCACCAGUUUGAUGAGGCGAUUUCAUCAAUGAGACAUGUUCUUUUGCAUCAUCAUUUUCAAAAGAUCCUGCGAACCAAAACCCUACUACUAGUAUUAAACCAACAAAAAUCAUAACAGUGAACAACACAAUAACUCCAAGCAAUAUUACGAGAGGUUUCCCGAAUUCUUUUUGUAGGUCCUAUAGAAAGUGAUAGAAUAAAACUAAGAAUGUAGAUACAUCAGUCGUCACUGUCAUAGCAAAUAAUAAAGGAAAAGAAACUUAAUAUAUAUUUAAUCCAUUCCAAUACUACUUUUACCAAUAUUACGUUACCUGGGAUGUCUCAAUACUUCGUACGUCUAGGUUUGAGUAGUAAUGUUUUCUCGCUUAUUUUUGAAACACAUAUACGGGACUCUGCUAAUGAGGAAAUCAAGGUAUCUGUAACUGUAUUUUCGUACUUCAUACUUGUGAUGCACAUCCUUAUUGUAGGACGGAUUUUAGGGAAGACAAUUUUGAAACUGUGUAACAGUUUAGGUUCACUGCCACGUACGUAGCGCUCGGAGCUCAGGUGGAACGCUAUGCUGCUUACCAUAAAAAGCGAGUGUACCAUACAGCAGUUUGCUUUAUAACAUUUUACAACUGAAAUAUCAUCUGUAGAAAUGGAAAACACACGUAGGCUACGAAUAUUUGACCACAAGUGUCUUCUAGGCACUGUUAGUGCGUUAUACAAUUGUCAGCGAGACAAGAAAUAUUGUAGUCGGCAGCUUUUACGUAGAAACGGUAAGUCAACUCAUGAAAAGUAAACAAUUAAAAGCUUAUUUUGUUUAGAUACGUUUUUGGGUGGUUGGUUGCAGCCUAACACUUGAUGAUGUACGUUAAGAAAACAAAAGAGACCCUAUCUUAUAUAUUGAGACGAUAAGUGAUUGCGACUUGUCAGAUGGGAUAACGUCUAACUCCCAGAUCUUAGCUAAAAUAUUAGUCAACCUAAUCGCUAAAAUUGGACCACCAUCCUUAAAAACUUCUGGAACCAAUCCAUCUGGACCAGCUGCCCUUCCUCGUUUCAGAUUAACUAUAGCUUUUUGAACUUCAGCAAGGGUUGGGGGACCUACUUCAAUGUUUCAUUCACAGUCUGAGAAUGGAGUGUAGUUAUAGAGUAGCUGAAAGCCAGUUGAACUGUUCUCUAAAAUGUUUCGCCCAUCGUUCUAAACAAAGACUGGGAGCAGAUGAGAGUAUCGUCUUUUUCCGGAAUAAUCUCACACUUGACUUAAUAAUUCCAGUUUCUUUUAUUAGCCUAUAAAGCUGUCUUGUGUUCCCUAUAGUUGCCGCCUUUUCCAUCUCUUUUGCUUUCGUUACCCACCACUGCUCACGGUCGUUCCUUAGACUUUUUCUUAACCUAGAUCUGAUUUCUUUACACUCUCCAUCAUGUUCAGAACGUGGGAGACUAAGGAAACCAACUGUUUCGGUUUGGACACCCGGGCAUAUAUAUUUGGUACCUUUUCGUACAAAUGUUUAUGUGUUCAAAUAAGUAAAUAAACAAACCGGUAUUAACAGUAAUUACACAGAAGGAAUUAUGCACAAUUUUCAUGACACAACUUACACACAAUAAUUAGUUUGAAAAGGUAAUCCUAACUAUCACUUAGAGAGUUCAUUAGUGUCUCGUAUCUUUCAUCUCUUCCCAAGAGAUACAGUAUACUCAACUUUUCCAAAAGUCGGAAGCUUAAGACUAAUUUUUCAUUCAAUAUUAUCAAAAGUUAUUUGAACUAUUCCGUAAACCAUCCUACCUUUUGAUUCAGUCGUCUGUUUUGACAAUUGGCUAUUAUUCCUUUCUUUUUUCUUACUGAACGUUAUUAAAAUCUACCUAAAGAGCCUAGACAAUUGUUUAUUAACUAGUGUUAUUAUUUUCAGAAUCCUUAACUAGCGAUCCCAAGUCAAAAUCAUUCCACUGAUUACUUGUAAAUCUACAUUCAAAUGUACUUCUCAUCAUAUCUGAGAUCGGUUAGAAAAGCUAUGAAAUAAACAUUCAAAUGUAGAAAAUCCAUAAACAGACAUAAAUGCAAUCCAAUUUUAUUUAAAAUCUAACGAAUAAGAAUCGACUAUU
Schistosoma margrebowiei is the source of this 4307-nucleotide messenger RNA. The record is from the annotation of a GenBank genome assembly. Lineage: Eukaryota; Metazoa; Platyhelminthes; Trematoda; Strigeidida; Schistosomatidae.